CCUCUGACUCCUGCAAUAGUUCUCCCUUCUCCUCCUCCCGAAACCCUAACCCUAAUCCCUACCUGAAGCGCCUGAAGACAACCACCAAUUACUUUCUCCGGGAGCGCAAGCGGGGCAAGCCUGUCGCAUCCUUCAAGAAGUCCUCCGAGUCCUACUACGGCUUCCGCUGCAAGCACCUAUAUAUGAGAUCGCCGUCCGCCACCCGCUGCCCCAAUGCCGUUGAGGCCAUCUUUGAGGAACAAAAGCGCUACCCCGCCGGCAUCGCCCGCGAGGGCUUUGACGUCCGCCUCAUCUCCCUCUACGGCAAGGCCGGCAUGC
Elaeis guineensis (African oil palm) is the source of this 318-nucleotide messenger RNA. NCBI's taxonomy places the organism in Eukaryota, Viridiplantae, Streptophyta, Magnoliopsida, Arecales, Arecaceae. The record is from RefSeq and is a predicted model, not a curated record.